GGCCGAUCUUUCCUGGCCCGACGUUUUGGUGCAGCUCGUCAGGAGCUUCUCUCCGGGCAAGGGGCUAAUAGACGAGGAGCUGGGUUUCUUGGUUGUUUUCUCCGAUUGGUUCAUUCUGUUUUGAAGUUUGUGGGCAGGCUCGAAGGUGUUUCAAAGGCAUCGCGAAUUGUACAGGUUGAAGGAGACUGAUUAGAUUGUUUUCUUUAACCAGUAUCAUGAGUUUAAUAAGCUGGAAUUGUAGAGGAUUGGGGAAUGCCAAAACGAUGCAAGGGUUUUCGGAUUUAACCUAUUCACACCGACCGGAUAUCUUCUUUUUGAUGGAAACUAAAUUAUGCAGUUUGCGGGCAAAAGAUGUGCUAUACAAACACGGGUAUAGUAAUUUUGCAGGAGCAGAUAGUGCAGGUAGCAACGGAGGUUUGGCUCUCGGAUGGAAUGAUGAUGUGAAUCUGCAGGUUACUCAAGUUAAUAACAACUAUAUUGAUUGCUUAAUCAAGCUCUCUGAGAGUGAUCCGGGCUGGCGCUUAACUUGCUAUUAUGCUUUCCCCGAUGCAUCGAGACGACGGGAGGCGUGGAACGUGCUUCGAAGUCUGGCUGAAGAUAACAACUUACCUUGGGUUAUUAUUGGGGACUUUAAUGAUAUCAUGUAUGAUUCAGAGAAAAAUGGAAGGGUUGAGCAUCCACUUUGGCGUACCCGAGGCUUUUGGGAGGCAGUGACAGAAAGUGGACUGCGGGACUUCCCGUUUGAAGGCUAUCAGUGGACAUGGGACAGAGGGAAGAAUACUAAUUAUUGGGUGGAAGAAAAGCUAGACCGUAUCUUGGUCAAUGACGAUUGGUGGAAUAGUUUCAUGGCUGCCCAAGCUUCGUCUAUUGAGGCUCCAACCAGUGAUCAUAUGGCGCUUCGGCUAAAAUUUAGUCUGACGUUUCAAAAUGGCACAACGAAAAGGUUUCGAUUUGAAAAUAUUUGGCUCAGAGAAGAGGAAUGCCGGGCGAUUGUUACAAAUAGCUGGAAUGCAGGUGACCAUCUCACAGUUAGUGAGAGGAUUAAUUUUUGUGGUAGAGAACUUUUAAAAUGGGACACAAGGCGGCCGAAAGGGUUUCGACGUCAGAUUUUAGCAUGUAAAAAACGCUUAGCAUGGCUACGGGGGAAGGGGGAUGCGUCUAGCCUGGCUGAAUUCUCGAGAGUAAGGUUGGUCACACAGGACCUUAUGGAAAAAGAGCACAUAUACUGGAACCAAUGGGCUAAAGAAUUUUGGCUGAAGGAAGGGGAUAUUAAUUCCCGUUUUUUUCACAAUGCAGUGAAACAGAGACGGAGGAAAAAUAAGCUACUGGGGCUCCGAGCUGCGGAUGGUUCUUGGGUAACAGACCGCGAGAAGGUUAGGGAGAUGGUGGGGGACUAUUUUACUCUCCUUUUUCAGCAGCAGGGAACAGUAGUGAACUCGGCUGACUUAUGCCCGAUGAGGCAGAUUACGGAUCGUCAAAACGAGCUACUUAUUUAGUCCCUCAGUCAGGAAGAAGUUAAAGCAGCAGUGUUUGAUAUGCACCCUGACAAAGCUCCAGGAUCGGAUGGUAUGAAUCCAGCUUUUUUUCAAAAAAUUUGGGGGGUAGUUGGAUCAGAAGUAACUCGUCUCUGCUGUCAGAUUUUUGAUACAGGUGAUCUGCCACACGAGUUAAAUGUCACUAAUAUUGUGUUAAUCCCAAAAAAAGAUAAGCCGAAGAGUAUGGGGGAUUGGCGACCUAUAGCUCUUUGCAAUGUAAUUUUUAAAAUCUUUUCCAAGGUUAUUGCUAUUCGGCUGAAAGGGAUUUUGGGUGAUGUGAUUGGGGAAAAUCAAAGUGCUUUUAUACCAGGGCGAGCUAUAGUGGACAAUAUUAUUGUAGCGUUUGAAACUCAGCAUUACUUGAAGAGGAAGAAUACAGGUAAGGAUGAGUAUGUGGCGUUGAAGUUAGAUAUGAGCAAGGCCUAUGACAGGGUCAGUUGGGACUACCUUAGAAAGAUUAUGCUACAUAUGGGUUUCAAUGCAAGGUGGGUGGACAUUAUUAUGUUAUGUGUUACCACAAAUACCUACUACGUCCAGUUUGAUAAAGAUUUUUUGGGGCCUAUUAUUCCAGAGAGAGGGUUGUGACAAGGAGAUCCAUUAUCUCCUUAUUUAUUUAUCCUUGUUGCAGAAGGAUUAAGCUCAAUGCUUAAGAAAGCCGAAGGAAGAGGAUAAAUACAUGGAGUUGCAGUCUGCCGUGGUGCCCCCGGGUAUCACAUUUAUUUUUUGCUGAUGACAGUUUUUUAUUCUUUAAA
Molecule: messenger RNA, 2287 nt
Organism: Cuscuta epithymum
Lineage: Eukaryota; Viridiplantae; Streptophyta; Magnoliopsida; Solanales; Convolvulaceae
Source: the annotation of a GenBank genome assembly